Nipponia nippon (crested ibis) is the source of this 1815-nucleotide messenger RNA. Lineage: Eukaryota; Metazoa; Chordata; Aves; Pelecaniformes; Threskiornithidae. The record is from RefSeq and is a predicted model, not a curated record.
AUGCUGGUGACUGCUGUAGGUGGUCACCCACCAGCAAUGUGCUUCUGGCCCCAAAACACCGACUGCCUCAUCCAGGAGGAUCCUGAUCCUGAGGACAGCUCACCUAUUAUCUCCUUAGCCGAUCAAGAUGGCACUGUGGUUCCUACAUCUCUCCAGUCACCCUCUAAUGCCAACCCAUCCAAGGACUUCAUUCGCUGCCUGCCACCUCACCUCUCCAUGUACAUCCUGGGGCUUUUGGAUCAAAAAUCCCUCCACACGUGUGCUGCUGUGAGUAGAUGCUGGGCUUUUCUGGCCACAGAAGUCAAGAGGGAACGUGUGUGUCAAAGGGUAGUACAGGAGAACAUCCUGUAUUUGCAGGAGAAGGAAGACAAUCUGCAGGCAGCCUAUCAUGAUCUGCAAACUGAUACGAUUCAGCUGGAAGAGAGAAAUGUCUUCUGUGGCUCCUACAAUAUUCGUGUCUUCACAGACCGAUCAGACCAAAGCAGAGUAAUCCAUUACGGUGGUGGAAACUUGGUAGCCGUUGGCUCUGCAGACCGAAAAGUGAGGCUUCUUGGUAUGUCGGGAAUGAAAGAAGUGCCUCCUCUGCUCUCUGGCCACGCUGGGAGCAUCAAAGCACUGUUCCUCAAUGAGAAGAAAGGGUUCGUUCUCAGUGCAAGCUUUGAUCUCAGCAUCAGAUGCUGGAAUAUAUACAGUGGUGCUUGUGUGAAAAUCUUUAAUGGUCACUGUGGGACAGUCACCUGCUUGGAUUUACACGAAGAGCAGUUUGUGUCAGGAGCCAGGGAUGGGAUGGUGAAAGUGUGGAACCUGGAGAGUGGGAAAUGUCUCAAGACUCUGAAGCACAACAGUGCUGUUUGGGUAGUUAAAAUGGAUGGCACCCGUGUUGUCAGCGGGUGCGACCGAGGGCUGGUGAAAGUCUGGCGUGCUGAUACGGGUGCUCUGAUCAAAACAUUAGAGGGGCACCAAGGCCCAGUUAAGUGCCUGUCCUUUGAUCAGUGGCACCUAGUCACAGGAAGCACCGAUGGAUACGCCCUGGGAUGGAGCAUGUUGGGAAACCUCAAGAGAUGCCUAAUAGCUUUCCGCCAUCCUAAGGAAGUCCUGUCCCUGGAGUUCCUCUAUCUCCGAGUCAUCAGUGGCUGUGCUGAUGGAAAGAUUCGUAUAUUUAACUACCUGACUGGAAGCUGCUUGAAAGUGUUGAUGGCCAACAGCAGAGGGGACCCCAUAUCUUCUUUCUAUGUUGCAGAAAACAGGAUGGUGAUCAAUUCACCAACUAGUCUGCUGAUGUUCCAGUUUGAGGAUGUCAGGUGGGACUAUACCUUAGCCACUGACCGAGAGAGGGUACAGCUGUACAAAACCCCUCUGCAACACAAAAAGGAUCAGACAGUCCAGCUCCAACGUGCAAGAACGCACAGUGAUUCUCUGACUAUGAAAAAAAUUUCUAUACCCUUUGAAACCAAAAUGCUGCAGCUCAAGCUGAAAAACUCUUUGCAUGGACCCACUGUCAAAUCCUCCAUCCCUGCUCCCUCCGUUGUACGUCCCAAGACUUGCUGUGGAUUGCUGCGAGAAAAGGAAGCUCACAGCGGUCACGACCCUUCCCGGAGUGACGGUGGGCUCAGGCUUCUGACAGGAAAACAGCGGGAGGUGCAGGAGGCAGCUACUGCCGCUCAGCACCAGGCUCACCAGGCAAAACUCGGAGAAGAUCAGCAAAGAGCACGCAAGAAGGCCUGGUUAAGGAAAAUUAAAGGCCUACCUAUAGACUCUUUUACUAAGGAGGGGAAAAUAGCUGCUCCUGAACUUGGGCUUAACACGUUUAUCUGA